GCAACUGUCACCAUGGACUCUUUGCGAUCUAUCUCAGCUUCCGUUGGGAAAGAGUUUGACUCCAAACUCGCUGUUCCCUUUCUUUCCGUAGUUUUCCUCGCUGGCCUCUACACUCUCGUCGCUCCCAUCGCCAGCUUCAUCCGCGCUCUGCUCAGCCUGUUCGUGAUUCCAGGCAGGUCGCUUUCCUCCUUUGGCCCACGCGGCUCCUGGGCACUUAUCACCGGCGCUUCCGAUGGCAUUGGCAAAGAAUUCGCCCUGUCCCUCGCUGCCAAAGGCUAUAACCUAAUCCUCGUCUCACGCACACAAUCCAAGCUCGACACCCUCGCCUCCGAAAUCUCAUCCAAAUAUGGCCCCAAGAUCUCCAUCAAGACGCUCGCCAUGGACUUUGCGCAGAAUAAGGACAGCGACUUCGCCGCGCUGCGCAAGCUUAUCGAUGGGCUGGACAUCAGCAUGCUCUUCAACAACGUAGGCCUAAGCCACAGCAUCCCCGUCCCCUUCACCGAGACGCCCGCCCAGGAAAUGAACGACAUCAUCGUCAUCAAUUGCACGGGCACCUUGAAAGUCACGCAGCUAGUCGCACCUGGAAUGGUGUCUCGCAAGCGCGGUCUCAUCCUCACCAUGUCUUCCUUCGGCGGUUUCUUCCCUACCCCUCUGCUAGCCACAUACUCUGGAAGUAAAGCGUUCUUGCAGCAGUGGUCUACGGCUCUUGCAUCUGAACUUGAACCCCACGGUGUGCAUGUUCAGUGUGUCCAGUCUCAUCUUGUUACUACCGCCAUGUCCAAGAUCCGCAAGUCAUCUCUUCUUGUACCGAACCCGCGUCAAUUCGUGAGAGCUGCUCUGGGUAAGAUUGGAAGGAGUGGCGGUGCGCAGAAUGUCGCUUUCACGAGCUCGCCAUACUGGAGUCACGGGCUUAUGAUGUGGUUCUUGAACCGGUUCUUGGGAGACAGAAGCACCAUCGUUGUAACAGUCAACAGGGGCAUGCACGAGGAUAUCCGCAAAAGGGCUUUGAGGAAGGCUGCUCGCGAUGCGAAGAAGCAAUAG
This is a messenger RNA of Periconia digitata, 1041 nucleotides long. NCBI's taxonomy places the organism in Eukaryota, Fungi, Ascomycota, Dothideomycetes, Pleosporales, Periconiaceae. The record is from the annotation of a GenBank genome assembly.